This is a messenger RNA of Aphidius gifuensis, 824 nucleotides long. Its product is annotated as ovochymase-2-like. The coding region runs from base 1 to 618 and encodes 205 amino acids. Gene Ontology annotation, molecular function: serine-type endopeptidase activity. NCBI's taxonomy places the organism in Eukaryota, Metazoa, Arthropoda, Insecta, Hymenoptera, Braconidae. The record is from RefSeq and is a predicted model, not a curated record. The transcript has 3 exons. Gene Ontology annotation, biological process: proteolysis.
AUGAAGAUUGUAAAUGGAAAUUUACCAAAAAAAUUAUACGGUGGAAAUUUGAUUGAUACGCGUCGUCGACCAUGGCAAGUAUCAAUCCAACUUCAAGAUUAUCAUAUUUGUAAUGGUGUUAUUAUUUCUGCUAACCACAUAUUAACAGCUGCUAGUUGUGUAACAGCUGAUAGUAAUGUUUUUUAUAGUAAUCUUCAAAUAUUAAGUGGAACAAAUGAUCUACUGUCACGCGUUGAAUUAUCUUAUCGAAAAAUUUAUAAAGUUGCAUAUACAAUAUUACAUGACAAAUACAAUCCUCAUAAUUUUUGGAUCAAUGAUAUCGCUAUUCUCAAAUUAGAAACACAAAUAAUAUUUAAUCCUAUAUGUAAACCUGCAACAAUACCAGCAGUAUGUACACAACGUAGUAGAUUAAAGUUAACAGGUUGGGGUCUUGAUCCAACAACCAAUAACAUCACAAGAUAUCUUCAACAAAUUGACGUUCAAUCAUUGGCUUCUCAUACUUGUAAAAAUAAAUUUUAUCAACAACAAGAUUUUCAUCAAAGCCAAUUUUGUUCCUUGCCAUUGUUUACAACAGCUCGUAUCACCGAGGUAAUAAUAAUAUAUACAAUUAAUUUAUAAAAACAAUAAUUAUCUAUAAAUUAUUUAGGGAAAUGGAGGCAGUCCUAUUACAGCUGGACGUUCUACUCUUGGAAUUAUUUCAUUGAUUCCAACAAAACUAUUUUAUCCUGCAAUUUAUACACGUGUUUAUCAUUACCUCGAUUGGAUUAAUGAUAUUAAAAAUACAAUUUAAUUUUCAAAUUAUUUUAUUAAUUUUUAAUCAAAUU